Papilio machaon (common yellow swallowtail) is the source of this 1152-nucleotide messenger RNA. It is a transcript of the gene Mettl2, whose product is annotated as methyltransferase-like protein. The record is from RefSeq and is a predicted model, not a curated record. Lineage: Eukaryota; Metazoa; Arthropoda; Insecta; Lepidoptera; Papilionidae. The coding region runs from base 93 to 1139 and encodes 348 amino acids. Gene Ontology annotation, molecular function: tRNA (cytidine-N3)-methyltransferase activity. The transcript has 4 exons.
AAUUUUUUUUUUAAUAAUAAAUAUUUACUGAAUUAAAACCUUAAUGGAUCCGACUGAUACAAGACCGCAGUUUGGAAAUAGAUUUCUCGAAAAUGUGGACGAGGUCUUCAAGCAUAAUGCUUGGUACUAUUUUUCAUUUGACAAAAAGAUUUUGUAAGAGUUUAAAAAAGUGUGAUGUACGAAUGUUAGAGAAUACAAGAUAUCGCAAGAAGCCUCCCGGGGGAUCUAGAUAUUUAAAUGAUAAACAAUACCUCUAUGAAUUUAAUGCUUGGGAUAACGUACAAUGGGACGAAGAACAAGAAAAGGCUGCUCAAGAAAAGGUUGAAAAAAAUUCUAUAGUAACAUUUACUGAGGACCGCUUAAAAGAUUUAGAAGAAAAUGCAGACAAACAUUGGAAUGCAUUUUAUGACAUACAUCAAAAUAGAUUUUUUAAAGAUAGACACUGGCUUUUCACAGAAUUCCCAGAACUAGCACCUGACAAUCCGUCAGCUCCUGAAAGAGUAUACCCAGAUAACCAAAACACUAGUUCUGUAAAACCAAACACAUCCGAUGAUAGCAAGCGUUUUAUUUUUGAAAUUGGAUGUGGAGUUGGUAAUACUAUUUUUCCUAUCCUACAAUACAGUCAAGACCCCAAUUUAUUUGUUUAUGGAUGUGAUUUCUCAUCAAAAGCAAUUGAAAUUAUGCAACAAAAUGAACUUUAUAAUACAAAGAGAUGUAAUGUGUUUGUAUUGGAUGCAACUGUUACGGACUGGGAGGUGCCAUUUAAGGAAAAUUCUAUAGACAUAAUAGUCUUAAUAUUUGUGUUAUCUGCAAUAGAUCCCGCUAAAAUGCCGGGACUUAUUGCAAAUAUAUACAAAUAUUUAAAACCUGGUGGUUUAGUUGUGUUCCGGGACUAUGGAAAAUAUGAUUUGGCACAACUUAGAUUUAAAAAGGGCCGUUGUAUUUCUGACAAUUUCUAUGCUCGAGGAGAUAAUACGAAAGUUUACUUUUUUACUCAAGAAGAAAUAAGAAAUUUAUUCACAUCUGUCGGUUUUAUAGAGGAGCAAAAUUUAAUUGAUAGAAGAUUACAAGUCAAUAGAGGUAAAAUGCUUACAAUGUAUAGAGUUUGGAUACAAGGAAAAUAUAGGAAACCUUUAUAAAGAAUAUUAUAUG